Elaeis guineensis (African oil palm) is the source of this 1358-nucleotide messenger RNA. RefSeq lists its product as uncharacterized. NCBI's taxonomy places the organism in Eukaryota, Viridiplantae, Streptophyta, Magnoliopsida, Arecales, Arecaceae. The record is from RefSeq and is a predicted model, not a curated record.
CUUGACACAAUGUCUACAUAACCUAUCACUUUUCCUAAUAAUAAACAACAUCAUAAGAGUUUUCUGUCAUCAACUAACCUAACCAACCUCCUCAUCUAUAUAUAUUUGAAUACUUUCAUAGAGUUCCAUAGAUUAUUAUGGUUGGUUCUCCUACUAUUUAACCCAACCUGGGUCAUAGCCGACCCUUAAUAAAAUAAGGCUAAUGUGAACAGCCUAAAGAGGAGCAUGAAAGGGCCGGCCCACAGGCCCACAGGAAUGUCCGAGUCUAAAAGAACAUGGCAAGCCUGCACCCUUUGCUUUCCUUCCCUCCAAGGCUCCACCUGUCCCCCCUUCCAAAUCCCCCACCUCCCCCCUUAUAAAUCUCCCAUCCAACUUCCCCCAAAGAGGUGAAAGAAGUCACCCAGACCAUGGCCCAAGAACAGCAGGAGAAAUGGGUGACCUUGGAGGAAGAAGAGGAGGCCCUUUCGCUCUCCGACUUCCCGGUGGCCAUCCACAAAGCCAACGACAAGGAGAGCAAGUCCUCCGACGACGCCGUCGAGGACUUCGAGUUCCGGAUAUCGGUAGGAGGGAGCCUCCUCUCCAACGCGGCGGAGACCGACAUGUGCGCCGCCGAUGAGGUCUUCUUCCAGGGCCAAAUCCUGCCGCUGAGGCCCUCCGUUAGCUCCGACAAUGGCCUCUUCAGCACCAGCUGGUGCCCGUCGAGGUCGGACUCCAUGGACCGACACUCCUCGGCCAUCUCGAGCCUGGGGUUCGAGAGCAGUCGGAGCAGCAGCAGGAGCAGCAGCAGCGUCAGCAGAAGCCACUCGUCCAACAGCCACUCCAGCAUGGGCUGUGAGCCACCCCGGGUAUCAGUUUCCAAUAACUUCUACACACAUCCGAGCCCGAUACCGCAAGUUCGCAUCGUCAGGAAGAGGAGUGCGGGUAGAAGGAGCAUGAGCUCAUCGACGCCGGGGUGGGGGAUCUUUCGCUUGGGUGUCAUCAAGACUCCCGAGAUCGAAUUGUACGACUCUCGGUCUAGAAGAUCCAGCAGUGGUGGCAUGAGCAAUAAUAACCAGAAGAGAGAUGGCGAUGUGGAGCGUGGAAAGAAGGUAUCCAACGCCAAUGAUGGCAAUGGCAGUGGUCCAUAUGGUCAUAGUUCUGAUGCAAGUAAAGGUGAAGCUAAAGCGGAAAAGAAGGCGCCGCGGCUCGUCGGACGUGGGUUCGGGUGCAGGUGCUCGCCGGAUUCGGUGGAGAUAGUUUCUUCGAAUGUAGUGAUUGCAAAGAAGAAAAAGGAGGAGGGGGAGGGCUUGAAAAGGAGUGAAAGCAUGUCCCGCAGUAGGAUUUUUGAAUGGUUGGAGGAUAUUUCCAUUACAAAGGCA